Messenger RNA from Oxyura jamaicensis (ruddy duck), 2551 nucleotides. It is a transcript of the gene SACK1C, whose product is annotated as family with sequence similarity 83 member C. Gene Ontology annotation, biological process: epidermal growth factor receptor signaling pathway. The transcript has 6 exons. The record is from RefSeq and is a predicted model, not a curated record. The coding region runs from base 1 to 2055 and encodes 684 amino acids. NCBI's taxonomy places the organism in Eukaryota, Metazoa, Chordata, Aves, Anseriformes, Anatidae.
AUGUUGCUGAGACUGGGUCCUGUUGGUGUUGGCAUACUACUGCAGCUCUUCAAGGAGUGGAACGUUUCUGGGUUUUAUGAAAUUCCAGAAAUGCCUAUAGAUGUGUUUGAACACCAAACACGUUUUGUGGUGGAGGACGUGAAUUUCAGUGCUGAAAUAGAGGUGAAAGAAGGAUUCCUGAAGGAACCUGUUGGGAGGAACACAGGAGUGCAGGAAAGGGACAGAAAAUACCUGGAAUCAGCCAGAGGACUAACACGGCUGGAGAGGCUCUUCUUAGCAUCAAUAGCUCUGGUCAUGUUCAACUACCUGGCAGUAGAGGUGAAACCCCAGUUCCACCGCUAUGGGAGCCAGCAAGGGGUGUCUGGGCCACUAAGGAACCGCCUGGAGCAGCUGAAGAAGCCGUGGUGGAGGGAACCCACCCCCCUGGUGCUCCAGCACAGUGAAACAGCCAGGCUUGCUGUUGAUGCCUUUCUUGAGCAGGGGGAACGCGGCUACCUGAGUGCCAUCACUGAGGAACGGGAGCUGCCUUUUCUUUCCACCCUUGACAUGGAGUAUAUGAGCCACCAGAGAAACCUAAGCUAUCCAGAACUCAAUGCAAUGAAAGACAAGGAGGGUGACCCUGGUGAUGCAGAUACUGGAGACAGGUCCUCCCUCUGCUCCGAACUAACGUCUGGCACCUACUUCCCACUCAUGUCUGAUGUGCACCCUCCUGAGCUGGAGCUGGGGUGGCCAGGAAUCCCACUCCUCACAGUGUCUGGCCAGACUCAAGCCACUGUGAUUUUCCAAAGAAACAAAGCUAACAGCAUUAAGGAUUUGUUCCGGUCUCUGAUCAGCCGGGCACGGACGGUGAUAGCAAUUGUGAUGGAUCUGUUUACAGACAUGGAAAUACUGUGUGACCUGCUGGAGACCUCAAGCAGACGGCAUGUCCCUGUUUACCUGAUCCUGGAUGAAGAGUACUUGAAGCAUUUUGUGGAAAUGUGCAAUAAAAUGGCUCUUACUCAGGACAGCUUUCCAAACAUGCGCAUAAGAUGUCUGAGUGGAGACACAUAUUACAGCAAAGCAGGCAAGAAAUUUGCAGGCCAGGUUCUGGAGAAGUUUAUCCUGAUAGAUUGCGACCAAGUUCUAGCUGGUACAUACAGUUUCACCUGGCUUUGCAGCCAAGUCCACACAAGCCUAGUGACCCACUUCCGUGGUCAAAUAGUUGCAGAGUUUGACAAGGAAUUUCGGUACUUGUAUGCAGAGUCCAAAGCAGUGACCAGCUUCUCUGUGUCAGAUCCCUUGUCUCAGAACACCUCAAAAGGUACUGAAUCCCUUUUGAAGCCCAUCCAGAAUGAUGCUGAAACCCUGAGUGCCUCCAGCAGCCUCUCCAAUGUAAGCAUCAGAAGCAUAAAAAUGUCUCCCUUUAUGAAAAACCCCAGCUGCAGUGUUCACCAGAAACAUGAUUUGAGCCCUGAUUCUGGUGAUAAGAAGGGGAAGGAAGACACAUUUCCGAAGUCCACUUGUCCUGUGCAGCAAGGGGAACCACCAGACUCACCUAACAGUCCUUCAGAUAAGUCCACCUUGUAUCAUAAAUCAAAUCUCAUGACAGCAAGGACAGUUUUGCAGCUGGAGCCCUCCCCUGUCUUCAGCUCCAACAAACCUAAUUAUCAAGGGGAUGACAAAGCAAACAGCGGCCACUGCUCCCCAGUGACACAGGAGCAGACACCACAGUUCCUUUCGGAGGGUGCCAAUUGCACUGGGACAAGCAUAAAGCAGAACAAGCCUGCUGCUACCUCCAGGGAACCAACAGCAGAAAAUGAUAACUUUUAUGGGACAGAAAAGAGACAGAGUCUUGGACAAGGAAAAUUGGACCUGUUAUUACCAUACAACCAGCUCAAACGCACAAAAAAGCCUGCAGUUCCUUCCUACGAUAAACUUACUGAGGACAUGUUGAUGGAAAAGAGCAGCGCAUACGGAGCUGAGAAAAGAAUGACUCUUGGGCACAGUAAGCUGGAUCUGAUCACCAAAUACAACAAGUUAAAAUCUAAACACAUACACAGUCGUUUUGAACUCUGACCUGGUUCUCCUGGGCCACGGUGUGUCGUUUGGUCUUAUUUUCAAGUGGUUGCUUUUCCCUACCAAUCAACGUAUCUGGGGCUUGAAAUCAAAUUACAGGUGGCAAAUCAGUCUUGUUGCUAUCAAAAGGUGUUUGUGCUAUGCUGCAAUUUCUGAUAUACAUACAUGACUGAUUAAGAUGAGAUUAGCAAGUACAAUUCAAUUUUUCAAUUACAAGUUGAUAGCAAGGGAGAGUAAAUUAAAAAACAAAACAAAACAAAACAAAACAAAAACCAUAAUGCACACUUCUAUAUACUUCUUACUCAUCUGGAAAAUAACUAUUUCCCCCCAAACUUACAGGAAAACCACGGCUAUAACUUGAAACUGUUUGGCUACUGAGGUUUUCAGGGUGAACCCAGGAUCUCUUUGUACUGAGCAAUUCCUCUCCCUGUAGCCAUUUGCUGAAAAUGAAAUGGUCAAAUGCAGGGUGAUGUUAAAAAUAAAGGCACUGUUCUAC